Messenger RNA from Helianthus annuus (common sunflower), 3753 nucleotides. RefSeq lists its product as uncharacterized. The coding region runs from base 1 to 3753 and encodes 1250 amino acids. The transcript is spliced from 7 exons. The record is from RefSeq and is a predicted model, not a curated record. NCBI's taxonomy places the organism in Eukaryota, Viridiplantae, Streptophyta, Magnoliopsida, Asterales, Asteraceae.
AUGACUGGAGAAGUUUUGAAAGACAUAGCUGACAAAGCUCUAAUGGGAAAACUCAAAGAGGUAGACUCAGAAUCUGAGGAGUCAAAGUCUGUCAGUAGUGUGUCUGUCAAACGAGAGGAAUCUGGAGUUCAGGAGAUCAAAUCUGUCAACAUAUCUGAGUCUGAGUCAAACAAUGUUGGUAAAGCUGAUUGUGUAGAGCAGGUGUUGGAUGAGGAGAGUGAGAAAUCUGAAAAGGCUCAAUCUGAGAAGGUUGUUAGUGAUUCUGAAGAUGAAGGGAAUUUCUUAGAUCGAUAUUCGAAACUGUCGGUUGAGGUCAAAAAGAUGGAGAACGCUUUGAAAAUUGAUUCAAACAUUUUUAAAGAUGACGUUGUUGAGUUUGAAAAUGAAGUUGAUAAGUUUCUUGCUGAAUUUCCACCGAUAACUAAUAAAGUUAAAACGAUUGUGAAAGAAGAGGUUCCAAAUGUCAUAUUUGAUUUUCCGAAAACACAUGAGAAGUGUGAUGUUGUGUUCGGAAGUGUGUCAGAAGGGCUGCCCAAGUCGAUUCUGUCAAAGUGGAUUAUGGAUAGCGGUGCUUCACGGCAUAUGACUGGGACGCUUGCUCUGCUCUAUGAUGUCAAAUCCAUAAACGGAAGCUAUGUUGGAUUUGCCGGGAAUCAAGGUGGAAGGAUCGUUGGUCAAGGAACGCUGUCAAAUGGAGUGAUUUCGUUCAACAAAGGUUCCAAUGUUGUCUUUGAUCCUCUUCACAACACCUGUUGUGAUUUGGAUAUGCAGAAAAACCCAGAGUUAGCAAAGUUUAGUGGUAUAUUGGAAUUCAUGGGUCGUAUUCCCAUCCAGAAAGCGCUUACUGAUCAACGACCACUAUACAGAUCUCACAUAGAACGUUUCUGGAAAAAUGUAAGCUACGAUGAUCAGAACAAAGUAAUUUCAUCAAUUGUCGAGGUGCAUGGUAAAAAUGAGAAAAUUCUUGUCACUGAAGCACUUAUUCGUGAAGUAGUUAACUUUCCGGAUGAAGCAGAAUCGCCAAUAAGAUUUUCGGAACGUAUGGUGAAAGGCUGCAUGCUAAGAAUGGGUUAUCAGGGAGCUUUGAAUGCUGGAAAUUAUUUGAAGUCGAAGUUUCAGAAACCAUACAAGUUCCUUAUUCACUGUGUAUUGAUGUCAUUGAGCCACACAAAAGGAAGUUAUGAUUCGAUGCGUGAUUAUCAAAUGAAUAUGGUUACUGCGCUAGUGCUGAACAAGAAGUAUAAUUUCUCACAUAUUGUAUUUCACUAUAUGGCUGAGAAUAUUAAGACAGACAGCAAGAGUUGGAUGUAUUCGAGGUUCGUGCAGAUGUUGAUUGAUCACGCGUAUCCAGAGAUUGACAGAAACAUAAAGAAUGAUCUUUUGGUACAAUCUCACAUGAGUAAUGAUUCGCUUAAACAACUUGCAAGAUAUCACCCGAAUCAUCCAGAACCGAAAGAUGGUGCAGAAUUCUUUGGUUUUAUAAAAGAUGCAAAUUACGUUGAUCCAGAUCCAGUUGAUCAUCAGAACUGGAGAAACGAAGCUGAAAGGAAAGAGGCAGCGUAUGAUGAAGAGUUGAAAAUUCUUAAGGAUUUCAAAAACAGCAAGAAUGAGUGGUAUGUGAAAGAAACAGGGAGAAGACGCAGAAGAGCUACUCCUAAAGCUCAAGAGGGUGAAGGAUCGUCGUCAAAACCAAAGAAGAAGCAAAAGAAAGCAGCAGAAAUGUCUUUGAUUGAUGAACCUGAAGAAGAUGAAACAGUGGUAGCUGCGGAAGAAGAUCCAUUUAAUGUUGAAGAACAUUUGUUGUUCGAUACUGAAGUCUUGGAAACCGGACCAACUGUGGAAGUUGAAGCUGAGCGUGUUGUGAAUGUUGAAGCUCAGAAAGGGAAAGAUAAAGUUAUUGAUGACAUUGAGGGAGAUGAUGUUGAUAAAGACACAACGAGUUCCUCGAGUUCUUCAGAUGAAGAAGUAGUAGAUGAAACCGAACAACAUGCCUCUGAAUUACAAUCUCCUCCAGGUGGUCGAAAGAAAGCUGGAGCACGAAAGAAAGUUGUAUCUCCUAAGAUCAGAAAGGUUACACCAAAGAUAUCAAAACCGAAGAUUGUGCUAAAGAAGAAACCAACAAAAGAAACCAGGAAAACACAAACACCACCACAUGAACCAACACCACAUCAAUCGCCAAUCCAUUCACCACCCAGACAACCUACACCACCACAACCAUCCUCACCACCGAAACAACCAACACCUCCAAGACAACCAUCACCUAUACAUCAUUCACCACUACAUCUUUCACCUCCACCACAACAAACCCUAUUCACCUCACAAGAAAUCUUUCAAACACCACCACUCACCCAAGGUCAACUAACACCUAGUUCUACGGGGUACCGAGGUUUUCCAGCUGUUCCUUCGAAUUUGGGAGUAAGCCUUGAUGAUGUAGGAGAUUUUGAUAUUGCAAACACCUCACAAGUCAAGAAUGUUGAAAAGAAAGUUGAUGAAGUGAUUGCUGAAAAUAAGAAGUUAUCUGCUGAGAACAAGAAAGUUGCAGAUCGAGAAAGAAUUCUUGAAAUGCGUGUGAAGAAGUUGGAGGGUGAUAACAAACAGUUGUUGAAAAAGAUUGAUUCUGAUCAGUCAGAGAUAGAUAUCUUGAAGGUGAGAGUUGCUGAGCUUGAGGAAGAAAAAGCUCGACGAGAUGAACAAAAUGAAUACUUCAAGUUAAAGAACAAAGAGCUUGAAACAGCUAAGGCGUUCAGAGAUCAUGAAUUCUAUAUGCUGAAUAAAGUAGUCGAAAGUAUGCUCGGAAUGUCUGUAGAGCAAAGGUUUGAAGAGCUGCAAGUUGAAGAGCUCAGAGCAGAACAUCAAGCUAAAAUUGAUGAACAAAUGAAAGACAAAGGCAAAGGCACUGAAGGAAGUUCUGCAGUGACAGAAAGAUCGAUUGUUCCUUCUAUGGUUGUUGAAAAUCCCGAGCCUAUCUCUGCUAUUUCUGGUUUGUUUGAGGAAGAUACUCUUCUUGAUGAGUUAAUCGACGAUGAUGAUGAUGAUGCUCAGGGUGGUACGGGUGUGAAAGUAUCUGAAGCUUCCACUGAAAAGACUGUUGAUGAUUUGAUGAACGAUUCAGUGAAUGAAGAAUCAAGGGGAGCUGAUAGACAGGGGGAGUCAGGUGAUGCACAGAAUGUUCAACAAGCUCAGAAGUUGAUUCUGAGAUUGGAUACUUAUCGUGAAGAAGGAGAUCAUUUCCGUACUUACACGUUGAAAGCAAUUAAGGAAAUGACUCACAUGGUAAAUCCUGAUUUUAAGUUCGACUUCGAAGAAGAAUUGGAUGCUGAGUUUGAAGAAGAGUUGAAUGCCUUCGACAUCAAUCAACAGCCUAAGUAUGAGUAUAGAUAUGUUGAAGAGGCUGAUAUGUAUGACAGAGUUGAAGUCAAAGAUUGGACAGAUGACGAAAGUGUUAGUGAAGAUACUUCACAGUUGCCAACCUUGAUGGAAGUCUUUACUGAGGAGAAUCGUGACAAGUUGCGAAGAAAAGUUGCAGAAAUUUUGAAAGAUGUGAACUUUGACGGCACUCCAAAAGAUAUGGCAAAAGAAGAAAGGAAAAAGUGGUCCAAAGAAAGUCACGAGAGGAAGUUCAAACGGCCCUUGAAGUACUAUCAACGUGAUCGAAGCGUAUCUCUCGGUGAUAUCAUUAGAUGGGGUUUCUUACCUCAGAUUAAUGCGUAUGCGAUAAGAAGAGAAUGUGGCGUGCAAUAUUUUGAGAUGUAA